GUCAGACUCGUUAGAUUUAUCCAAAGAUUUCCUUCUUUCUUCCUCUUUUAAAUAUCCAUCAAUUGUGUACUUUUAUUGAAUAAUCCUGGAAAAUACCCGAUAUUCGCCAUAAUGAUCUCCCUUUCAACCAUAAUCUCAUCUAUCAACAACGUAUAGACAGCUAUUUAAUCAUGAAAACCUCGAAUGAAAGCUCAGACCUCAACCUGAGAGAUGCUCAGGUCCCCGAUUUCCCACAUAAUACGUUCGACUUUUCCGCCGAGCAACUCAGCGAGCUCAUAGAGUUGAGAAGUUUGGAAGCUUUUCACACGUUAGGAGGUCUUGCCGGGCUGGAGAAAGGGCUUCGAACCGACCGAAAUAGUGGGUUGAGUGCCGAUGAAUCAGUGAUUGCUAAUGGUUUUCCAUUGACAAAGGAGACCAUAACCGAGGACCAUCACGGCCUCUUUACAGACAGGCGAAGGAUGUUCGGGAAUAAUCAUCUCCCUGUGAAGAAGCAGCCGAACAUCUUCAAGCUUAUGUGGAUGGCAUACAAUGACCAUGUUUUAUUUAUUUUAACUGGGGCGGCGAUUGUCUCUUUGGCUCUCGGUCUAUACCAGGCGCUUGCGACCAAACAUUCAGCCCGCAAUCCGCCAGUUGAAUGGGUGGAAGGGGUCUCCAUUAUUGUCGCUAUCAUUGUCAUUGUCAUUGUCGGUGCCGCGAACGAUUAUCAGAAACAGAUCAAAUUUCAAAGGUUGAAUAAGAAGAAACUAGAUCGCAAGGUGACUGUCAUCCGCUCCGGUCACUUUCGGGAGGUUCCUAUCUCGGACGUAUUUGUGGGAGAUGUUGUGCACGUUGAACCAGGGGAUGUGAUACCAGCAGAUGGGAUCUUAAUCCAGGGAUAUCAUAUCAGAUGCGACGAGGCGUCAGCCACUGGUGAAUCCGAUCUACUACAUAAACAUUCCGGGGAUGAAGCUUUUGACGCGGUCCGGGGCACUAGUGAUCCUCGAGAUUUAGACCCCUUCAUGAUAUCAGGCUCGAGUGUGGCCGAAGGAGUGGGGUCCUUCCUGGUGGUUGCAACGGGCACCAAAUCCAGCUAUGGCAAGAUUCUUGUCACGCUCAAUGACGAUCCUGGAUUUACGCCCCUACAAACACGACUCAAUGUGUUGGCAAAGUAUAUUGCAAAUUUCGGUGGCCUUGCGGCUCUCGUACUAUUCGCCAUCUUGUUCAUUAAGUUCCUCGCAACUCUUCCUCAUAGUAGUAAGACAUCGGCGGAAAAGGGCCAACAAUUUCUAGAUAUCUUCAUCAUUUCCCUUACUGUCGUGGUGAUUGCCGUCCCGGAGGGUCUCCCGCUCACAGUGACUCUUGCCCUAGCUUUUGCAACUACAAGGAUGCUAAAAGACCAUAAUUUAGUUCGCCGGUUAAGGGCCUGUGAGACCAUGGGGAAUGCGACAGAUAUAUGUUCAGAUAAGACCGGAACACUGACCCAGAAUAACAUGAGGAUCGUCGCUGGAGUGCUUGGUACUGCCGGCAAGUUUGUUGAUCCGCAACAUUGUACCGAUCCAUCUAUAAGUCCAACUAUCAGCGGCUACACCCGGUGCCUUGCGCCCGAUAUGAGGUCUCUUCUUAGACAGUCGAUUUCCGUCAAUUCUACUGCAUUUGAAAGCGAUGAAGACGGAGUCAAGUCAUAUGUGGGAUCUAAAACGGAAGCUGCCCUCCUAGCAUUUGCUCGAGAUCACUUGGGAAUGGAUGUACUUGAUGUUGAGCGCUCCAACACAAAUAUCGUAGAAGCCUUUCCGUUCGAAAAUUCUCAGCAAUGCAUGGUUACAGUCGCUCAAUUGGAGGAGGGCAGAUAUCGCGCGUAUGUCAAAGGGGCACCAGAGGUACUGCUCGGCAAGUGUACGAAAGCCAUCGAAGACCCAACUAAAGGGCUUGCUACAAGACCAAUCAAUGAAGAUAUAACCCAGGGCUUGCAUCAGAUAAUUGCCGACUAUGCUAGACAGUCUUUGAGAACAAUUAUUAUUUUGUUCCGCGAUUUUGAGGCAUGGCCUCCUUGGUCUCAAAAGGGGGAUGGACUGGAAGAGAUAAGAAUAGAUAAGAUUCUGCAGGAUCUUACGUUUCUCAGCAUCAUGGGUAUCCGAGAUCCUCUCCGCAAUGGUGCUCGGGAUGCCGUACAGUCUUGCCACAGAGCGGGUGUGACCGUUCGCAUCGUGACUGGCGAUAAUCUACUAACAGCGAAAGCCAUCGCGGAGGAGUGUGGCAUUCUCACCCACCCGAAAGAUAUCGUGAUGGAAGGCAGAGAGUUUCGACAACUUGAUGAUUCGCAACAGCUGAAUGUCAUACCGCGUCUCAAGGUCUUAGCGAGAUCCAGCCCGGAAGACAAAAGGACAUUGGUUCAUAGGCUGAAAGAGAUGGGGAGAACUGUUGCUGUAACUGGUGACGGAACGAACGACGCUCCCGCUCUUACCGCGGCGGACGUUGGCUUCUCCAUGGGCAUUUCCGGAACUGAAGUCGCACGCGAAGCCUCCUCCAUUGUACUUAUGGAUGACAACUUUACCUCCAUCGUGAAGGCAAUCAUGUGGGGACGAGCUGUUACAGACGCUGUGAAGAAGUUUCUGCAGGUAAGUCAGUCACUUCAUUAGUAACAAUUGGGUCCCUAAGCAUACAUACUCUACAGUUCCAAAUCACCAUCACAUUCACCUCUGUCGGGCUCGCAUUCGUCUCAUCUGUAGCUAGCUCCAAUGAACAGUCGGUUCUAACCGCCGUGCAGCUCAUGUGGGUGAAUCUAUUUCAAGACACGUUGGCAGCUCUGGCAUUAGCAACCGACCCUCCAUCGCGCAAAGCCCUAGACAGGAAACCGGAACUCAGAUCUGCUCCUCUCAUAACUAUCCCAAUGUGGAAAAUGAUCAUAGGGCAAUCUAUUUAUCAGCUGGCAGUUACCCUUGUCCUUCACUUCGCUGGCAGCAGCAUCUUCUCCUAUACACCUGACGAUAAGGAUGGACUGCAAACCGCGGUAUUUAAUACAUAUGUCUGGAUGCAAAUCUUCAACAUGUACAAGUGAGUACCAGUCUACCCCGGUAUCAACGCAAAACUUCACCUACCCUUUCUCGAUCUCUAUUUUUCAACCCCAAGCCCCGCCCCUCAAGUUAACCUCCGAGAUUUAACCCAAAACACGCUUGACGCAAGUCUAAUCAAACUACAGUAACCGCCAAUUAGACAAUAACA
Molecule: messenger RNA, 3198 nt
Organism: Aspergillus alliaceus
Lineage: Eukaryota; Fungi; Ascomycota; Eurotiomycetes; Eurotiales; Aspergillaceae
Product: E1-E2 ATPase-domain-containing protein
Exons: 2
Coding region: 171-2615 (814 amino acids)
Biological process (GO): intracellular calcium ion homeostasis
Cellular component (GO): membrane; intracellular membrane-bounded organelle
Molecular function (GO): ATP hydrolysis activity; P-type calcium transporter activity; ATP binding
Source: RefSeq, a predicted model, not a curated record